UUUGUGCCUGUACAUCCUCGGUGCUUAUGGCGUUUAUUGACAUUUUUUUCCACACAUUAUUAUUCGCCGUGUAGCAUUGAGGUUGCCUGCAGCAUCUCUGAAAAGCUGGUCGAUUCUGAAUAAAUAUCCCGAUAAAAGUGCUUUUUUUUGCCACAAUUGUCUAAAACGGAACAUUAAUGACGCCGCUUCAGCUUCGAGGGGUAAAAGUUCAUCUUGCAACCCCCACAGGAACAGAAGGUUAUUGUGCAAAGAGCACGUGAGUGUGUGAAGGUUCAACCCAGGAAGCAGUGAGUGAGAGGCGGUCCAGAUGAAGAAGUGAGAGACGCCGGCGGCCUACGUCGAUCGCGACCAAUUGACGAUGAACGCGCACGUGGACCCGGUCGCGGUGGAGUCGGCCGUGGUGUCGGCCGUGGUUCUGUGCGUCCACGCGGCGGUGUGGAACCAGCACUCGUGGUGCGCCGUGGCGCUGGUCAUCCAGGCCUUCUGCGUGCAGCGCAAGUGGGACCGGCUGCUCAAGUCGGGCGCCGCCGUGUUCCAGUUCCGCCCCGCCGCCAACAGCGGCAUCGUCCCGGCCUCGGCGGUGAUGCCGCUUCUGGGUCUGGUCCUGCGGGCCAAGUGCGCCUCCGCGGGCAGCGUCCACCUGGAGCGCUUCUCCAUGGUGGUGACGGUGAGCGGCAUGGUCCUGGCGCUCUUCCUGUCCCUGAUCGCGCUGGGCAUCACGCGGCCCGUGCCCACCAACACGUGCGCGGUGGCCGGCCUCUCGGCCGCCGCCAUCUUGUACACCGCCAAGCAGACUCUGACGGUGUCGGAGGUGAUCGAGGUUCUGGAGGUGCUCCUGAUCUUCGUGUACCUCAGCCUGAUCGUGCUGUACCUGCUGCCGCGCUGCUUCACGCCCGGCGAGGCGCUCCUGGUGGUGGGCGCCGUCAGCUUGGUGGUCAACCAGCUCAUCAAGCGCUCGCUGAACUGGGCCGAGGCCAAGGGGGGCGACCCGGUCAACUACCUGCUGCCCGUGCUGGCGGCGGGCUCGCUCCUGCUGGGCGUGGUCUUCGCCCUGCUCUUCUGCUUCAUGGAGUCGGAGACGUGGGUGUCGUCGCUCUUCUUCCACACCAUGACGGCCGUGCUGGGCCUGGGCGUCCUGGUGCCGUGGCUCUCGCUCUUCGUGGGGCGCCAUCCCGUCACGUGGUUGUGGGACUUCGUCACCUUCAACCGCCGCCGCCUGGGACUCGUGGCGUACUGGGCCGCGCUGUGCUUGGCCGCCACCUGCGUGGUGCUGCAGCAGAACUACCGGCGCCGCGCGGGCUCCAAGAAGCACCGGGCCUCCACGGUGGUGCGCAAGUACUUCCACGUCCUGGCGGUGGCCACCUUCGUCCCGGGGCUCCUGUACGACCGCCGGCUGCUGCACGUUGCGUCGGUGGGCUGCCUGGCCGUCUUCCUCUUCCUGGAGUACGUGCGCUACUUCCGGAUCAAGCCGCUCGGCCGACCUCUGCGCCGGCUCCUCACCUUGUUCCUGGACGAACGCGACUCGGGCCCGCUCAUCCUCACCCACAUCUACCUUCUGCUGGGCAUGGCGCUGCCCGUCUGGCUCUUCCCGGGGGCGUGCGCGCCCAAGGGGACGCUCCCCGGGGCGGGCGGCCUGGUGCCGUACGCCGGCGUGCUGGCGGUGGGCGUGGGCGACACGGUGGCGUCGGUGUUCGGAAGCACGCUGGGCGAGAUCCGGUGGCCGGGCACCGACAAGACCGUGGAGGGCACGGCCACGUCGGUGUUGGCCCAGAUCGUCGGCGUGGCCGUGUUGCUGAUUAUCGACACGAGCGUGGACCUCGACGGCGCCUACUCGUGGAUCUUGGGCUCGGUGGCGCUGGUGGCCAUGCUGGAAGCGUACACGUCGCAGAUCGACAACCUGCUGCUGCCGCUCUACCUGCUCAUCCUGCUCAUGCUCUGACGCGGGAAACGCGGCGGCUGGGAACGAAAGACGCAGAAUUGGCAAGGCUGCAAUAUGUCGGACGUAUGGAAACCGCAGACGCCGUCGUGCCGACGAA
Phycodurus eques (leafy seadragon) is the source of this 2036-nucleotide messenger RNA. RefSeq names its product dolichol kinase (gene dolk). The record is from RefSeq and is a predicted model, not a curated record. Bases 359 to 1939 code for a protein of 526 amino acids. The transcript is spliced from 2 exons. Gene Ontology annotation, biological process: dolichyl monophosphate biosynthetic process. Gene Ontology annotation, molecular function: dolichol kinase activity. NCBI's taxonomy places the organism in Eukaryota, Metazoa, Chordata, Actinopteri, Syngnathiformes, Syngnathidae. Gene Ontology annotation, cellular component: endoplasmic reticulum membrane.